Molecule: messenger RNA, 1343 nt
Organism: Sabethes cyaneus
Lineage: Eukaryota; Metazoa; Arthropoda; Insecta; Diptera; Culicidae
Product: MKI67 FHA domain-interacting nucleolar phosphoprotein
Exons: 2
Coding region: 128-1336 (402 amino acids)
Biological process (GO): maturation of LSU-rRNA from tricistronic rRNA transcript (SSU-rRNA, 5.8S rRNA, LSU-rRNA)
Cellular component (GO): nucleolus
Molecular function (GO): RNA binding
Source: RefSeq, a predicted model, not a curated record
ACUGUCACUGAUCGCACGUGUAUUUUUGGGUGCAUUUUAAUUUGAUCAGUUUUGAGUGAGUUAAGUCAGUUAAAAGUUACAUUAACGUGCUGUUCAGUUCGCUAGAAUUAUUGUCCAUUCAAAAACAAUGCCUCCCGUCGUUAAAUCAUCCAGGGCGCCAAAGGCUAAGUCCCCCAAAAAGCCAGUGAUCUUAUCAGCCAAAAAUGCCGGCAAAGCGAUGAAAAAGCUGGAAGAACGGAACGAGAAAGGUAUCAUCUACGUUAAGCACCUGCCGCACGGAUUUUUCGAGAAUCAGCUGCGGUCAUUCUUUUCGCAGUUCGGCGACGUGACGCGCAUUCAUGUAGCUCGAUCGAAGAAAACUUUGCGAAGCCGAGGAUAUGCCUAUGUCGAGUUCCGUUACCGGGAGGUAGCGCAAAUCGCUGCCGAAACCAUGAACAACUAUCUUAUGUUUGGUAAAAUAUUAAAAACUGGAAUAUUGCCAGCAGGAAUGAAACGAAUUCCUCGGAAGUAUGAAAAAGCUUAUGAUGCGAAUGGAAAGGAGACGACCACAUACAAAAUAUGGUUGAAGCGAAUGGUGGCAAAAAGUAAUGGAUUGGUUACAAAAACGAAGGUCGUUGGUCGCAAUAACAGAGCUUUGGCGAAAUUGAAAAAGACGAAGCAAAAAUUUGCAGAAAUGGGAGUCGAUUAUGAUGUCACUGCUGUUAUUCCUACUUUCUCUAAAGCAGAUAUUACGAAGCCUGUGUCGGAUCCCGCUGAAGAACAAUCUAAGUCUAAGAAGAAAAAAUCUGCCGAACAGAAACAAGCAGAUAGUUUGGAAAAGUUUCUUAAGAAUGUAAAAGCUCAGGAAUCGGAAGAAGACUCUUCUGACGAAGAUCAAGAAACCUGUUUUGUGCCGUUGGAAAAUCACGACUGGGAUGUAGACGAAUCGGACAACGAUGAUGAAAAUAAGGAGCAAACUAAGAAAACAGAGACUAAGGCAGCCGCUUUGAAGCAAGCAACCAAAACGAAAGAUAUUUUCAGCAAGGAAAAAAGUAAGGCUUUGCAGAAGCUUUCGGCACCAGAGAAGAAGCCCGCUCAAAAGAAUACUUCACAGAAAGUUAAACAGCCAGCACCAGCGACUGCUUUGAAGUCCACCCCAAAGGCACAAGAUAAAGUUUCACAAAAGUCUAAACCAAGCGGCGGUCGUGUGACGAAAAAAUCGAAAGUUAAACCCAAUAAACAAAAAUCAAAGGAACAGACCAGCAACACUUUAAAAACAGCAGCAAAAGCGCUUCUGCAGGACGCGAGUGUAAAGAAAGUUAAAGCCAAGGACAUCAACAAAAAGAAAAGAAAGUGAAUGAACU